AUGGACUCGUCUCUUCAGAAACGACUAUUUCCCGGUCUCACCAUCAACAUCCAACGCAGUAACGGUUUAAUUCACAGUGCCAGUAUAAGGACUGUGAGCAAGGAGAAAUCCUGUGUUACAGUGGAAUGGACAGAAGAAGGUAUCCCAAAGGGCAAAGAGAUUGAUUUUGAUGAUGUGGCAUCAAUAAACCCAGAGCUCUUACAGCUGCUGCCCUUACCCUCGGAGGAUAAACUACCCCUGCAGGAGAAUGUGACAACAGUCCAGAAACAAAAACGGAGAUCCAUCAACUCCAAAAUUCCUGCUCCAAAAGAAGUUCUUUGUGGUCGGUCCACUCGCAUGUCGACUAUCUCAGAGGCUCGCAUCACCACUCAGGAGAACGAGAUGGAGGUGGAACUGCCUGUGUCUGCAAAUACCCGGAAGCAGCUCUCCAUUCCUAUUCGGAGGAAAUCAUGUAUUGUGAAGGAAAUGGAAAAAAUGAAGAACAGGCGAGAAGAAAAGAGGGCCCAGAACUCUGAAAUGAGAAUAAAGCGAGCUCAGGAGUAUGACAGCAGCUUUCCAAACUGGGAAUUUGCCCGGAUGAUUAAAGAAUUUCGGACUAAUUUGGAAUGUCAUCCGCUUACUAUAAGUGAUCCUAUUGAAGAGCACAGGAUAUGUGUCUGUGUUAGGAAACGUCCACUAAAUAAACAAGAAUUGGCCAAGAAAGAAAUUGAUGUGAUUUCUGUUCCUAGCAAGUCUCUCCUCUUAGUACAUGAGCCCAAGUUAAAAGUGGACUUAACAAAGUAUCUAGAGAACCAGGCAUUCUGCUUUGACUUUGCAUUUGAUGAAACUGCCUCAAAUGAAGUUGUCUACAGGUUCACAGCAAGGCCACUGGUACAGACAAUUUUCGAAGGAGGAAAAGCAACCUGUUUUGCAUAUGGCCAGACAGGAAGUGGCAAGACACACACUAUGGGUGGAGACCUCUCAGGAAAAUCCCUGAAUGUGUCUAAAGGGAUUUAUGCAAUGGCUUCUCGAGAUGUCUUCUACCUGAAGAACCAGCCACGAUACCGAAACCUGGGCCUUGAAGUCUAUGUAACAUUCUUCGAGAUCUACAAUGGAAAGCUGUUUGACCUGCUCAACAAAAAAGCCAAACUACGUGUUUUGGAGGAUGGCAAGCAGCAAGUCCAGGUGGUGGGACUGCAGGAGCACCUGGUUAACUGUGCUGAUGAUGUCAUCAAGAUGAUCGACAUAGGCAGUGCCUGCAGGACCUCUGGGCAGACAUUUGCCAAUUCCAACUCUUCCCGCUCCCAUGCCUGCUUCCAGAUUCUUCUUCGAGCCAAAGGGAAGGUCCAUGGCAAAUUCUCUUUGGUGGAUUUAGCAGGGAAUGAGCGAGGUGUGGAUACUUCCAGUGCUGACCAGCAGACCCGCAUAGAGAGUGCUGAGAUCAACAAGAGUCUCUUGGCCCUAAAGGAGUGCAUCAGGGCCCUGGGACAGAACAAGGCUCACACCCCAUUCCGGGAGAGCAAGCUGACACAAGUGUUGAGGGACUCCUUUAUUGGGGAGAACUCAAGGACUUGCAUGAUUGCCAUGAUCUCACCAGGCAUAAGCUCCUGUGAAUAUACUUUAAACACCUUAAGAUACGCAGACAGGGUGAAGGAGCUGAGCCCUAACAGUGGGUCCAGUGGGGAGCAACCACUCCCAAUGGAAACUGAAGAGACAGAAAUCAACUCCAAUGGAACCCUAAUCACAGAAAAUUUCUCCAAAGAAGAGGAAGAGCUGUCUUCUCAGAUGUCCAGCGUUAAUGAAGCCAUGACUCAGAUCAGAGAGCUGGAAGAGAAGGCCUUGGAAGAGCUGAAGGAGAUUACGCAGCAAGGGUCAGACUGGCUUGAGCUCUCUGAGAUGACCGAGCAGCCAGACUAUGACUUGGGGACUUUCGUGAUCAAAGUGGAAUGUGCCCUGGCCAAACAAAUUAAGCACUGCUCAGCCCUGCAAGGUGUCAUCAAGGCCUUGCGCCUGGCCAUGCAGCUGGAGGAGCAGGCCAGCAAACAAAUAAGCAGCAAGAAGCGACUGCAGUGA
Elephantulus edwardii (Cape elephant shrew) is the source of this 2052-nucleotide messenger RNA. It is a transcript of the gene KIF2C, whose product is annotated as kinesin family member 2C. Gene Ontology annotation, biological process: microtubule-based movement. Bases 1 to 2052 code for a protein of 683 amino acids. Lineage: Eukaryota; Metazoa; Chordata; Mammalia; Macroscelidea; Macroscelididae. The record is from RefSeq and is a predicted model, not a curated record. Gene Ontology annotation, molecular function: microtubule binding; ATP binding; microtubule motor activity. The transcript is spliced from 20 exons.